CUUUUUGAAACUCAUUCACGAAAGUUAUGAAUAAGAAGAUACGUAAAGAAGAUUGAUUAGAUACACAAAUAUAUGCAAACCAAAACAGAAUCAUCCAAAAUUUCAAAAACAUUGAACACAUUUAAUAGCCAUAGCUAUGUCGCCGAUCAGUGACCGCCGUGAUGGCGGUGGUGAUGGCGACGCCAUUCUCCACUCAUGGAAAUUAGAUCUUGACAGGUUCCGUCUUCCUCAGGAAAGAAGCGCUGGUACUGUUAGAAAAAAAAGAAGGGUUAGAGAGUAUUACAAGACACAAGAAAGGCUUCUGGAAGGGUACAAUGAGAUGGAAACAAUGAGUGAAUCAGGUUGCUUCCCUGAAUCUGCAACUGAGGAUGAAAUGAAGCAGCUGGCGAAAAGCGAAAGGAUGGCAGUUCAUAUAUCAAAUGCAGCAAAUCUGUUGCUAUUUGCAGCCAAGGUUUUUGCUUCAAUGGAAAGCAGAUCAUUAGCCGUAAUCGCCUCAACUCUCGACUCCCUCUUGGAUCUGCUCUCAGGUUUCAUUUUAUGGUUCACUUCCAAUGCCAUGAGAAACCCCAAUCACUUUCAUUACCCCAUCGGGAAGAACCGUAUGCAACCUGUCGGUAUCAUUGUUUUCGCAUCCGCCAUGGCAACUCUUGGUUUACAGAUUCUGCUCGAGUCUGGUCGUCAGCUUAUCUCUAAGGCCGGACCAGAAAUGAAUAAAGAGCAGGAGAAAUGGAUGAUCGGAAUAAUGGUGUCUGUGACUGUGGUGAAGUUUAUGCUCAUGAUUUAUUGCAGGAGAUUCAAGAAUGAAAUUGUCAGAACCUAUGCUCAAGACCAUUUCUUUGAUGUCAUUACUAAUUCUGUCGGUCUAGUUACCGCAGUUCUAGCUGUCCGAUACUACUGGUGGAUCGAUCCUACGGGUGCUAUUAUAAUAGCAGUGUACACAAUUAGUACAUGGGCCAGAACAGUUUUAGAGAAUGUGAGAUCGCUAAUUGGAAGAACAGCUCCACCUGAAUUUCUCGCAAAAUUAACGUAUCUGGUAUGGAAUCACCACGAAGAGAUCAAACAAAUCGACACAGUACGAGCUUACACUUUCGGAUCUCAUUACUUUGUGGAGGUUGAUAUAGUGUUGCCAGAAGACAUGCUCUUAAACCAAGCUCAUAACAUUGGUGAAAAUCUUCAGGAGAAGCUUGAACACCUCACGGAAGUUGAGCGUGCUUUUGUCCAUAUCGAUUUCGAGUACACUCAUCGCCCUGAACACAAAUCCAGGGCCUAACAAGUCAUCGAAGAAGCUCACACUUCUCAUGUUUGUUCAUACUGUUAACAUUAACACUUUUUUGAGUUCUCUGUACUUGUCCUGUUUUUAGAAUUGGAUCCUUCUACUUCUAUUUGUCAAAA
Messenger RNA from Mercurialis annua (annual mercury), 1392 nucleotides. RefSeq names its product metal tolerance protein 10. The record is from RefSeq and is a predicted model, not a curated record. Gene Ontology annotation, molecular function: monoatomic cation transmembrane transporter activity. The transcript has 3 exons. Gene Ontology annotation, biological process: monoatomic cation transport; transmembrane transport. Bases 137 to 1270 code for a protein of 377 amino acids. Gene Ontology annotation, cellular component: membrane. NCBI's taxonomy places the organism in Eukaryota, Viridiplantae, Streptophyta, Magnoliopsida, Malpighiales, Euphorbiaceae.